UGCUGCAUCUACCACAAGGGCGGCUCCGGUGCAGCAAACAACCAUCACAAGGUGGGUGGACAACGCAACUCAAAAGAAGUUGGACAUUGCAUGGGCGGAGGCAAUGUUCCGGGCGGGAAUCGCGUUCUAUUUUUUGAACUUGGACACCACUCUCAAACUGCACGAGGUGUAUUUGGAGGUGGCUAGCGCGCGAUCGAAGGUGAAAUUGCCUUCUGCGAAGCACAUCCGGACGGUGAUGCUCGACUUCAUCUUUUUGCGCAUUCAAAAGGAAGUGCAGCCUCUGACUGCAUGCUGGGAUGUCACGGGCUGCACUUUAAUCAUGGACGGGUCGACCGAUUGGAGGGCAAGACCUGUCAUGAAUUUCUUGGCGGCGGGGGAGCAGGGAGCGGUGCUGGUGGCAACGGUGUCGAAGGAUGGAAAGAAGAAGAUCGGACCAGCGCUGGCCAGACUUUGGGAGAAGAUAAUGAGGGAGAUCGGGCUGCAACGCAUCAAUGCAGUUUGCACCGACAAUGCGGAGGUGAACAAGAAGGCCGCACAGAUUUUGGAGUGUCGCAUGGACUUGGCAGUGGCACGGAUACCUUGGGUUCCGUGUGCUGCGCAUUGCCGCAGCUUGCUGCUAAGAGAUAUCAGCAAGUUGGAUUGGAUCAAGGGCACGGUGAAGCGGAGCCACACCAUUGUUAAUGUAAUACGGAACAACCAUUGCACACAUAACCUGAUGAUGUCGUUGGACGACUCAUUAUCGCGCUUGCGACCGAUCGAGGUCCGUUUUGGGUCGGUCAACAUGAUGAUGGAGCGGUUAUACAAUUGGAGAGCGAUUUUGAAGCAGAUGGUCGAAGGGAGCCUAGUCGGGAGAUGGAAGGCGAUGCGGUGGUUGACGACCAAGCUGCAGUCCAAAGCGGAUUUUGUCUUCUUCACAUUGCGGAGUGAGGGUUGGUGGCCUGAGUUGAAGAAGGUGGUGGAGGUGAUGGAAGCAUUGUAUGUAUUGCUUCGGAGGAUGGACAAGGAGGGGACUGCCCCGUCAAACCUUGUGGAGUACGACCGGCUAAUGGAGAGGAUGCUGACGGAGGUCGUGCUGACGGAGGAGCAGCGACAUACGGUGCUCGAGAAGGUGAGGGACGACAUGAAGAUGAUGCGGCAACCGGUACACGCCUUCGCUUUUCUUCUCGACCCGCGGAGGAGAGAGCCGAAGUGGUUGUUGGACCGGGACAGCGCACUUGUGCAGAAUGCGCUGCGUUAUUUGCAGCGGCAGAUCGGCGGUGCUUGGAAAUCAGACGCCCACGUGCAGAUUCUCAGUGACCUGCGAGAGUUCCACACGAAACUGACCGGGCAUAAUCCCUGGCGGAAGGACAAGAAAAUGUGGGAUGGCGAUGCGCUGCUGCACUCCGGGAAAAACUUGAAGGGUGUCUUUAUCGACUUGUGGGCGCAGUUCUUCGAGUCUCUUUCGGAGCCUGAGGCGGAUGAUGGUUCUAUUUUGAAGGACCUGGUGGAGGAGAAGGACAAGACAGAGGAAGAGCUGGUGCGGGAACGGGCCUUCAUCAAGACACCGAAGGGCCGGAUUCCGAAGAGCCUCGUAGACGAGGAGGAGGAGUGCACUGACGACAACGACCUUGACGACGAGGUGUGGAAGGGAAAGACUCCAUGGUCGGAAGCGUUUAGCGAAGGGGAAGUUGACGAGUCAUCGGAUGAUGACUUUGAGUUGGGAAUCCCGCCGUCAAUCCUGUGCAUUAUAUAUACCGACACCGAAAUGGAGAUGGUGCUUCGCCGCGGUCCAAUCAACACAAAUGAGGAGGAGGCCGACCAUGCAAAGGCAUGGGCUGAUGCGGAUCAAGAACGGGUGCAAAGGAAAAUGAGGGAGGAGGAGAAGCGACGCGCAGCUAUACCAACCCGCAAAGAAUUGGAGAAACUAAAGAAGAAGGUUGGAGAGCAAGAAUCGGAGCCAGUGGGGAAUAUGGGCCGGCUAGAGGAGGAUAAAGAAGAGGCGAUGGGCCAGCGAGAGGAGGAGGCAGAACAGGAGAUUGGCCAGCCAAGGGUGGAAGAAGAAAAGAUGGAGGAGCAAGAGGAGGGAGAAGAAGAGGCUGGCAUGGAACAGCAAGAAGAGGAGGAAGAGGAGAGAGAAGAAGAGGCUGGCAUGGAGCAGCAAGAAGAGGAGGAAGAGGAGGGAGAAGAAGAGGCUGGCAUGGAGCAACGAGAGGAGGAGAUGGAACAGGAGCAAGGGGAGGUCACGGAACAGCAAGAAGAGGAGCUGGAGGAGAGUGAGAAGGAGCGUCUGCAGGAAAAGACGGCGAACAUCGAGGAGGAUGAACAGCAGCAUGCACCGACGACCGUGUACAACCGUUGGAAGCAAACUGUGGAGGCUGCUGGCUCAUCGGAGAAUUCCCCCGACUUCCCAGCCAGCAACGCAGAAGCCCAACACGACAACCUGUGGGUCAGCAGGGUUGGGAGGAAGAGGAAGGCGCCCUGUGAGGACGAACGGCCGAAGCCAAAACUUCCACGUGGCAGGCCUCGGAAGAACGCGACUGCCGGUCCGGCUGCAAAGCCGGAAAAAAAAAAACUGCGGUGCAAGGCUCACAAACAAAUUGUUGAGGAUGACCCCGAAUCCGGCAUCUGCAGCGAGCAGUUUGCCGAAGAAGAGGGUGGCACCUCUGACUGAGCUGGUGUGUUCGUGUUUGUGAGUGCGUGUGGAGAGAGAGAGAGAGAGAGAGAGAGAGAGAGGUGUUCGAAUGUGGACCGAUAUUGGCCAUAUGCAGCUGAUAUGCUGCUAAAGAACUCAUAGAUUCCCUGCAAGUUGUUAGUUUAAAAGUCUUCUUCUUCGUCUUGUCAAUCUUAACAGUCUUCUUCUUCUUCUACUUCUCGUCAGUCUUCUUCAUUUUUGGUCAGAAUGAAAGGGUCGAUAAGUU
Chara braunii is the source of this 2897-nucleotide messenger RNA. Lineage: Eukaryota; Viridiplantae; Streptophyta; Charophyceae; Charales; Characeae. The record is from the annotation of a GenBank genome assembly.